AUGCUAUCCAGACGAGUACUAUCCCACGCCGUGGGCAAGCCCGUCGUCUCACCGGCCUGUCUGCAAUGCCGCUCCUUCUCUUCAUCUCGCCCGGCAUUGGCUGAAGCUCAAGCCGCGAAUGUAAAGAAGCUGGGAGUCGUUGGUGCUGGCCAGAUGGGUCUCGGAAUCGCCCUCGUGGCUGCUCGCGCUGCAGGCGUCCCCGUCACGCUCGUCGACACAUCACAGCAGUCCCUCGACAAGGGCCUUGCCUUCGCCGACACGCUCCUCAGCAAGGAUGUCUCCAAGCAGAAGAUCUCGCAGGAAGAUGCCGAUACUAUCCGCGGCCGCCUCACGCCCACGACUAAGAUGGACGAUCUGGCAGACGUGGACAUGGUCAUCGAGGCUGUGCCCGAGAUAGUUGACCUCAAGACCAACAUCUUUGCCCAGCUCGCUCAGACUGCUCCCGCCCAUGCCAUUCUGGCCACUAACACGUCGUCGAUAUCGAUUACGCGCAUUGCCGCCUCCACGACAAAGGAUCCCACCGACCUCAGUGCCUCCUCCCGCGUCGUCUCUACCCACUUCAUGAACCCAGUACCUGUCCAAAAGGGCGUCGAAAUCAUCUCGGGCCUGCAAACCUCUCCCGAAACCCUGGCAACCGCCAUCGAGUUCUGCAAGCGCAUGGGCAAGGUCCCCUCCACUUCCGCUGACUCGCCCGGCUUCCUCGCCAACCGCAUCUUGAUGCCGUACAUCAACGAAGCCGUCAUCUGUCUAGAGACCGGCGUUGGGCAAGAGAAGGACAUUGACGACAUCAUGAAAAACGGGACAAACGUGCCCAUGGGUCCACUGCAGCUUGCAGACUUCAUUGGAUUGGAUACAUGUCUUGCGAUCAUGGAGGUGCUGCACACGCAGCUUGGUGAUAGCAAGUACCGGCCUGCUGUGAGGCUGAGGCAGAUGGUAGAUGCCGGCUGGCUUGGCAAGAAGAGUGGCAGGGGUUUCUAUACGUACUGA
Fulvia fulva is the source of this 987-nucleotide messenger RNA. RefSeq names its product putative 3-hydroxybutyryl-CoA dehydrogenase. Gene Ontology annotation, biological process: fatty acid metabolic process. Gene Ontology annotation, molecular function: NAD+ binding; oxidoreductase activity, acting on the CH-OH group of donors, NAD or NADP as acceptor. NCBI's taxonomy places the organism in Eukaryota, Fungi, Ascomycota, Dothideomycetes, Mycosphaerellales, Mycosphaerellaceae. Bases 1 to 987 code for a protein of 328 amino acids. The record is from RefSeq and is a predicted model, not a curated record. The transcript is spliced from 3 exons.